Molecule: messenger RNA, 1124 nt
Organism: Anoplopoma fimbria (sablefish)
Lineage: Eukaryota; Metazoa; Chordata; Actinopteri; Perciformes; Anoplopomatidae
Gene: il12ba
Product: interleukin 12Ba
Exons: 8
Coding region: 33-1124 (363 amino acids)
Molecular function (GO): protein binding
Source: RefSeq, a predicted model, not a curated record
AGAAUCGCAGAAUCGGAGAGAGAUAUGCCAAGAUGAAGUUAUUUGUUUUCAGUUUCGUCUGUGCAUUUCUGCAAGUCAGUCAUCAAAAUCCAACCAGCCAGUGGAUUAUGACGCCCCACGUUUUGGUUUUGGUUAUGGAUGGCACUUUGAGCCAGCAGUCCCUUAGCUGCCUAGAGCGGCCAGAGGAGCUUCUGAUGAGAGUCAACAAUGAAGAGGAUAUUUCUUGGAGGAAGAACGGAGAGGAGGAAGCACAGGAGGAAGCACAGAAAGGAAACACAUACCUGCUAGAUCUGAAGGAAAGCUUUGGAGGGGGAAACUACACCUGCCACAGUAAGGAUGGGGCACUCCUCAAUUACACCGAGGUCCUGAUCCAAGAUGAUGAAAGUGACACGAGGAGAAUUCUUUUGCAAACCAACCCAGGAAAUUAUUUAGAUUGCUCUGCUAAAAAUUACAACGGAGAGUUCAAAUGCUCUUGGACCUGGCACAAGAAACGCGUUGGCAAAGUAGCAUUUAUCAAAGCUCGACGUGUUUCUCAAGACGAUGAAACUGAGUGUUCUGUGGAUGAAAGCGGUCGGCGUUGGACAUGCUCUUCAGGUCAGGGUAACUUCAGCUGUUCGGUGAACGACAGCAGACCCUGGAUAUCGUGCUUGGACCAGCAGCACUGCCCCUACGCCGAGGAGAGACAGCCGAUCCACAUCACCGUCUACGUGAGGACGGAGCACUUCCUGGUGGAGAACUACUCCAAAUACUUUUACCUGUCAGAGAUAGUGAAACCUGACAUGGUGACGAUCAUCAGUGAAGUCAACAGCCCGAUGAUAGAGUGGAGUUACCCGAGCUCCUGGAGCAGUCCCUACUCCUACUUCCCUCUCACUUUCCAAGUUUUACAGCUUAAGGGGCGAUGCAAAAGGGUUGACAACCCGUGCACUGUCUCAACAGGCACCAAGAUCUCGACUGUCCACUCUACUUGUCAGUUCAAAGCCAAGCGCAGAGCUAAGUGCGUCUGUAUCCGGGCUAAGGAUGUUCUUGUUAACUCACAGUGGAGCGACUGGAGACAUAGCAGAUUGACACACAAGAGGAAAAAACAUCAGCAGAAACAAAUAACAAAUCUUACAGAAGAAAGAUAA